GAAACAAGAGUGCAUACCCCAUCUGGGCUUCAGGAGAUCAUAAACCAAUGACUUACCUUGAUGAAUAUACUGAAAUAUUCAAGAUGGAUAGCAAUGGUAUCAGCAAUACUGAGACUACCUGCAAUAUCACUAAUAUGAAAUUUCAGUACUCCCUCUAUGCAACAACCUACAUCCUCAUAUUCAUCCCUGGUAUUCUGGCCAACAGUGCAGCCUUGUGGGUUCUAUGCUGCUUCAUUGGAAAGAAAAACAAAGCCAUCAUUUUCAUGAUCAACCUCUCUGUAGCUGACCUUGCUCAUGUGCUGUCCUUACCCCUUCGGAUUUACUACUACAUCAACCACCACUGGCCUUUCCAGAGGGCCCUUUGCCUGCUGUGCUUUUACCUAAAGUAUCUCAAUAUGUAUGCCAGCAUUUGCUUCUUGACAUGCAUCAGCCUUCAGAGGUGCUUCUUUCUCCUCAAGCCACUAAGAGCCAGAAACUGGAAGCGUAAGUACGAUGUGGGCAUCAGUGCUGCCAUCUGGAUCAUAGUGGGGACUGCCUGUUUGCCAUUCCCCAUCCUGAGAAGCACUGGCUUAGGCAACAACAGUGACUCCUGCUUUGCUGAUCUUGGCUACAAGCAAAUGAAUGCAGUGGUUUUGGUCCCAAUGAUUACAAUUGCUGAACUUGCCGGAUUUGUGAUUCCCGUAAUCGUCAUUGGAUGUUGUACAUGGAAAACCAUUAUAUCCUUAAGACAACCACCGAUGGCUUUUCAAGGAAUCAAUGAGAAGCAAAAAGCACUACGGAUGGUUUUCAUGUGUGCUGCAGUCUUUGUUAUCUGCUUCACUCCCUAUCAUAUUAACUUUUUUUUUUAUACCUUGGUAAAGGAAACCAUUAUUAGCAGUUGUUCCAUUGUCAAAAGUACACUGUAUUUCCAUCCUUUUUGUAUUUGCCUUGCAAGUCUCUGCUGUCUUUUUGAUCCGAUUCUGUAUUACUUCAUGGCUUCAGAGUUUCGUGACCAACUAUCUCGCCAUGGCAGCUCCGUGACCCGUUCUCGUCUCAUGAGCAAGGAGAGUGGUUCAUCAGUGGCUAACUAAAAAAUAAAAUAACUUUUUAAUUAUGAACCCAAUGUUCUUAGGAUUUUUGAAAAGGCCAGAUUUAUCAGCCAGAUAAUUUCUUUAAUUGAACCUUUGAAAGAACAGAAAUAGAUUUUUUGGGGGUGAUAAUUGUGGUCAUAAGAAGAAGGAUGUUGGAGGCAGAGUAUGAAAAAUGUGGGAUGAGAAUGUAAGAUAGAAUUUAACCUAUUUCUUUUUUUUUUAAAUUUAAGGCAUCCUAUUAGUUAAGAGCCCUGGGAUCUUGCUGAGUAGAUCAGAACAAGGUAGAAAUUACAUUGUUACUCAAGUUUGUUCUGGAUUUUCCAUCCCUUGCCU
Molecule: messenger RNA, 1403 nt
Organism: Fukomys damarensis (Damara mole-rat)
Lineage: Eukaryota; Metazoa; Chordata; Mammalia; Rodentia; Bathyergidae
Product: putative P2Y purinoceptor 10
Exons: 2
Coding region: 48-1070 (340 amino acids)
Biological process (GO): positive regulation of Rho protein signal transduction; phospholipase C-activating G protein-coupled receptor signaling pathway
Cellular component (GO): membrane
Molecular function (GO): G protein-coupled receptor activity
Source: RefSeq, a predicted model, not a curated record